Messenger RNA from Kalmanozyma brasiliensis GHG001, 2262 nucleotides. RefSeq lists its product as uncharacterized. The record is from RefSeq and is a predicted model, not a curated record. The coding region runs from base 1 to 2262 and encodes 753 amino acids. The transcript has a single exon. NCBI's taxonomy places the organism in Eukaryota, Fungi, Basidiomycota, Ustilaginomycetes, Ustilaginales.
AUGGCCGCACUAGCCGUCCCCUCUACCGCCAGUGGCUCGUCCAAAGCCGAGUCCUCUUCCCACGACAGCGGGCCUUCCAGUGUGCCCUUUCGAGGCUCUUCUGUGGCAAAGUCGCGUCGACUCAAAGCACCCGCCCACACGCCAGCCUCGUGCUCAACAUGGCUGCUGCUCGAUGCAGACGAGCGGGCGAUGCCCUUCCUGCGCACGCUCGAGUCGUCACCACCAACGGCACGGAGCAGCGAAAAACUCACCGAAUCGACCAACACCGCCUCUACCCGGUCAACGGUGCGCUCACAGGCAAGCAAGUACGAAGACGCGGAUGACAAGCGUAUGUCGCUCCAACAAGGGAGUGUGGGCAAGCGCGGGUUCAUGUCGCGUCUCAGGGGGGCGGGGAGCGUCAGUGGUGCCAGUUCAUUUCAGGCGACGACGGCGAUGACCACGUCGGGCAGCUGGGCGAUGGUCGAUUCGCCCGCAUCGACAGAGCAGACGGGGUCGAGGAUUGCGGGGAGAACUGUACAUCUGGCAUUCACAACUCUGGCCUUGGAGGCGGCGACAAAGCACGCUCACGGUCUGGUGGGACGAGCAUCGUUGCGGCCAGCACCCACGUCAGAGCACACGACAGAACUCGUCCAUUCGGAUCGAGUGGAUGUAGCAGGGCUGGCGGUAUUGAUCGCGUCCACCGGCGCGGAAGGCGUGUAUAUUGGAUCGGCACGGUCCCCUUCGAACAGCAUGCAGCCGUUUCUCGAAGCGCUGCUCUCCAUCAGCACUCUGAAGAUCAUACUUCUCGAACCAGCGACAACACGAAGGUUGACAUCAACUCAAGCAUCAACAUUGCACGACCUGGCUCGUGGUCGAAACAUCACACUCCAUCUACCGCUUCGUCAGACUUCACUAUGGACGACAGGCAUCGAAGAAACACUGCUCGGACUCGAGCUGCUGCACGACGUGGCCGAGGAUGAGCAAGCACGCACUGCACCGUUGGCGAAUGGCGAUGCAGACGUCAGCGCGGACAAUGUAUUCGACGUGAGCAUGUCAAACAUCCCCACAGGGUUGUCGGGGGACGGACUCAACGGGGUCGAGGUCGAGACGCUCAAGACGCAGCUGGAGCAUUUGAGAACGGAGGGGAGGAUGAAAGACGGGGUGAUCGCAGAGCUUAGGAAGCAGGGCGAGGAGCAGAUGGGGAUAAUUCAGACGCUCAAGCGGGAGAAGGCUGUUGCAGAGGCAGCGCAGGCAAAGGCGCUCGCAGCGCCCGCUCAAGGUGUCGAACCGAAGACGCCAGAGCGGUCGACUGUCGUCGCUCUCGCUGCACCUCUUACACAAACCGAACAGACCCAGGGCGCUGCAGCAGCUGCAGCGCCUCGCACGCCGAGCAAAAUCGCAUCAUCAGGUGCCGCCCCAAUCACGCCCUCGCCGAGCACAGCAGCCCUCGCCCGCGCGGCCCCCAUCACCACCCCGCAACCGUCCUCGCCUAGCACGGGCAAGUCCACCGCGGUGAUCGCCAAGCUCACUGCCGAGCUCGCCGAGACGCAGCAACUGCUCUCCGCCACCCGGACUGCCCUAUCGACCGUCCGCGCGCAGUCUGCCGGCCACCAAGCGGCGGCGGACGAGAUGCGCUCCACGCUCGGCCGCGCACGUCUGGAGAACGAUUCCUCCGUCACCAUUCUAGCGCGGAAAGAUCGGCAGGUGGUGGAAGCGCUCGAGCGGGCACGCAAGGCCGAGGCGGAGUGUCGCGAUCUAGGCCGGGCGAGCCGCGAGUGGGGGACGCGGGUGAGGGAGGUUGAGGAGCAAUUGGGAACCGAACGUGUAAAGCGGAGUCGUGUCGAGCAGGCAUAUGAGUUGCUCGGGGCGGAAUGGAAGACUGCGCGAGGAAGACUCAUUGAGGAAGUAAAACUGCUCAAGGAGGAACAUCGUCAAGCAGUCGAUGGGCUCGCAGAGGAGUACAAAAAGGUGUUGACGUUCAAGGACCGGUUGGCGCAGGAAAAUGCCUUGCUCAUCACCCCCGCUCCUGGUACGAGCGACGCAGAGGUUAUUCCGCCUAGCAAGCUGCUGACAGAGCUAGCGGGGUUGAACGACAAGAUGCAGCGCUAUAUCGAAGGGCAGCUGCAACCGCUGCUGGCGAGAUUGGCCAGGUUCGAGCAGAGGGAGAAUGCCGAGGUGAUGGAUCAGUUGCAGGUGCUCACGGACGAGUUGACGAGGAUCAAGACGCUCAUGCGCAGAGGCGACGUGGUGGACGCUCGACAGGUGCCCCCUGGUCCAUUCUGA